This is a messenger RNA of Rhipicephalus sanguineus (brown dog tick), 1861 nucleotides long. Its product is annotated as glycerophosphocholine cholinephosphodiesterase ENPP6. The coding region runs from base 354 to 1757 and encodes 467 amino acids. Lineage: Eukaryota; Metazoa; Arthropoda; Arachnida; Ixodida; Ixodidae. The record is from RefSeq and is a predicted model, not a curated record. The transcript has 8 exons.
GCGGAGUCCCCCCUCAUGUGACGUCAUACUUGACAGGGUGCCACUCAAAUGUCAAGGGGUUAAGGCCAAAUGCCUCGUGUAAACGGAACCUUUGUGUUCGCCCUCCUUCAAGCGCGACCCUUUGCCGACGGAAGAGCAACUCUCUCCUCUGCCGAACGGAAGACAGGCACAGCCGCGAACGCUUGUCGGGUCGGACUGCCGGUUACAGAAGUUUUCAGUUGGAAUUUUCAACUACCUGCGUAUUCCUACGCACCUGUUUCCCAGACGAGGACUCGUACGCUGCUAAAAACAGGCACUUAUAUGCGCCUUGGAGACACGUUUCCAUUGUAGAUCUCGACCGGUAGCGCUAAACAAUGAGCCCUGCGAUGCUAAGGUCCCCGCGCGGAGUCGCGUUCUCUCGUCUCGCUGAAUGCGAGCUCCUACUCCUACUGCUCUCCGCGUUGAGUUUCUGCGGGUCCCACGCGUCGUUCUUAGCGCAAGUAAGUCGUCCGCGGGUUCUCCUCUUCAUGGUCGAUGGACUGCGCUGGGACUACCUGUCGGAACCACACCUGCCGGGCUUCGAAGAACUCGCUGAUACGGGAGUGAAGGCCGAAUACGUGGUGCCCGUCAUGCCGGCAAAUUCGUACCCCAACUGCUACAGCAUCGUCACCGGUUUAUAUGCGGAGCGGCACGGUUUCGUGCAGAAUUACAUGUACGACGAGAAGUACGACGACUAUUUUUUGAUGGCGCCCCACCCGAAUGCGUCAAACCCGCACUGGUGGAACCACGCGGAGCCAGUCUGGGUGACGGCAGAGAAGAACGGACUCCGCACCGGCAUGUACUAUUGGGACGGUUGCCAGGUGGAGAUAAGAGGUGUCAAGCCCACGAUAUGCUUUCCCUAUCGAAAUUUCGGCAAGUGGCCAACGGCUGAAAGGGACACUAAAGCCGCACUUUCUGAAGCAGUGAGGAAGUUGAAACAGAACGCCCUUGACUUUGCGCUUGUUUAUUACGAAGCCGUCGAUGCUGCAGGACAUGUAUAUGGCCCUGAUUCGAAGGAACGCAAAGAAGCACUGAAAAGCGCCGACUACCUACUCAAGCACUUGCUUGACGAAGCCAGGAAACAUAAUAUACGCGAUCAGCUCAGUAUCAUCGUGGUGUCUGACCACGGCAUGACGGACACAAGCCUUGACAAGAACGAGCUGAUCGACAUUGAGCCACAUAUUGACGCCAGCGACAUCCAUUGUAUGCUCGAUGGUGGGGCGUUCUCUAUGCUUCGGCCACACAGGGGCAAGAUUGACAAGGUGUACGCCAAGCUGAAAAGCGCGAACAUUAAGGGCCUCAACGUUUUCAGGAAAGAAGAACUGCCUGAAUCGUAUCAUCUCAGGGAUUCGUACUUGACGCAACCUAUUGUGCUGACUACUGAUCCGGGUUACCUGCUUGUAAAGCUUCGACUUACGGAGAGUGAGAAGCAAAUGCCGAAAUCAAACAGGACAGUCGGCGGGGGCCACGGCUACGACCCCAUGAAACUCGCAGAUAUGCGUGCCAUCUUUCUGGCCACUGGUCCAGGACUAAAACAAGGCUUUCAGAGUGGACCUAUACGCAUGGUGGACCAUUACAACGUCAUCUGCAGGCAGCUGGGAAUCCAGCCGCUAGAGAACAGCGGAAGCCUAGAGAAUGUGCGGGACAUAUUUGUCGAUGGGGCCGCCGCCAGCAGCGCGGUCGCUUCAUUGUCUUUACUACUCGUCCUCAACAUCCUGCUCGCGGCACGUGUUUACUGAUAGCACGUGUUUACAAAGACUGGCUAAUAAAAGCGAAAAAAUAAUUGUUGACCACUGCUACAGCUAUUCCGUCACAGUAUCAUGUAAAAACUGUUCCGGCGAGC